Messenger RNA from Acipenser ruthenus (sterlet), 3297 nucleotides. Its product is annotated as parkin coregulated gene protein-like. Gene Ontology annotation, molecular function: Hsp70 protein binding; Hsp90 protein binding. NCBI's taxonomy places the organism in Eukaryota, Metazoa, Chordata, Actinopteri, Acipenseriformes, Acipenseridae. The coding region runs from base 141 to 854 and encodes 237 amino acids. The transcript has 5 exons. Gene Ontology annotation, cellular component: neuron projection; vesicle; cytosol. The record is from RefSeq and is a predicted model, not a curated record.
CGCGUCUUCACAGAGGCUCCACAGUAACCACGCAGGAACACGUUGCGAAGCACUGCUGAUAGAAAGACAAAUACACCGUUUUAUAUAUAUUUUUUGUGUGUUUCGUUUCGUUCAUAAAAAAGGGGAGACGGCUGCCGUCCAUGACCACAAAAAUGAGAAAUUUCGAGGCCAUAAAAGACAGAAAACAGGUGAAGACUGAAGGUUUCACAGUGAAAUCAACUAUGAAGAACUCAGUUGUUGUUGGACCCCCUGCAGCUGGUGCAUUUAGGGAAAGACCAGCGAAACCAACUGCAUUUCGGAAAUUCUAUGAGCGAGGGGACUUCCCUAUUGCCCUGGAACAUGACACUAAAGGAAACAGGAUAGCCUGGAAGGUGGAGAUUGAGAAGCUGGACUAUCACCACUACCUGCCACUGUUUUUUGACGGGCUCUGUGAGACGGUUCAUCCCUACGAGUUCUUUGCACGACAGGGAGUGCAUGACAUGCUGGAGCAUGGAGGCACCAAGAUUCUCCCCGUCAUCCCACAGCUCAUUAUCCCCAUCAAGAAUGCUCUCAACACUCGGAACAGGCAGGUGAUCUGCACCACACUGAAGAUCCUCCAGCAUCUGGUGAUCUCAGGAGACAUGGUGGGUGAGGCCUUGGUUCCCUACUACAGGCAGAUCCUGCCCAUCCUCAACAUCUUUAAGAACAUGAACCUCAAUUCUGGAGAUGGCAUUGACUACAGCCAGCAGAAGCGGGAGAAUAUUGGGGACCUCAUUCUGGAGACUCUGGAGGUGUUUGAGCGCUAUGGAGGGGAGGAUUCCUUCAUCAACAUCAAGUACAUGGUUCCUACGUACGAGUCCUGCAUGAUGAACUGAGCGGACACUAUACCGUUUCCCCACCAGCUCGCAAACUUAAUCCAGCCUAUGCAAAACUGAUUGUUGUGUACCUGAUUAAAUUAAUGAUGCCUUUUUGUGUUUGUGUUUUUAAACAUAUUUCCUGAUGCUAACAUAUUACUCCCUGGAGAACAAUGAACAGAUAUUUCAUUGAAGUUGUUAAUGUUUUUUUUUCUUCUUUCUUUCUUAGUCAUCUUAAUCAUUUAAUACCACAACCAGGGGCAUCAGAACAAUUCUAGGGGGGACUUUUAUGUUUUAAAAGUGGGUAAAGGCUUUAACACUAACCAAAUUGGCUCUGCUGCCAGCUUCCGAUAUCCCAGUUAAGUAAAAAUUUCACAGAUACAUACUGUAACUACUGCUGCAUUAAUGUUUUACAGUAGCAGCUAGGGACAUCAGACUGCUCUUAUUUCAGAUCAUUGAACAAAAAAAAAAAAGAAAAAUGUCAUGUAUUGCAUGGGCUUUACAAAAAGAGCCAGGGGUAAGAGUGCAGUUUAAUUUAUUUUAGCGUGUUCAUCUGAAUACAUCUCACCAAAUUUGAUACAUGCUUACAACCUGGAGUUAAGUUUGAUACAUUUCACCUGCUUUCCACAAAGAAUGACACUUUGUAUCAAAUAUAAACCAAUGAACACAAACUGCUAAAUAAGCACCACAAUUCUGUGAAUGUCGAAAGUAGAAACAUAUAUCAAAGUUUUAAAUAACAUGUUAACCCAGCUAAUCACAAAUAAAAUAAAAUAAAAGGGGGUCAUGUCUCGCUUUAAUCUUGGCAAAUUUGUCAACACCAGGCUGUAAGGUUUUCGCUUUGUCCGAUUAGCUCUCAAUAACUAAAUGGUCGCUCAAUCUCUCAUCCCCAGUAGCUGUAUGCAGGUAUGUUUUGAUCCUUUUCGUGCACGAAAGUAACCUUUCAUUUGCCACACUAAUAUCAACAUUUGCACACGGCGGAAGUAUGUUAGAAAAAAAAAUUAUAACAGUAAAUUUCAACCAAACUGUAUCUAAAAUUGUAGUGAACCCCCAAUAUAAUCUGCCGAUCCAGCUGUGCAUUCCAGCAUUCUAGAGCAGCUCUGCAUUCCGGUACCAUUCUAAAACUAGUGCAACUACUGCAAUACCGAAUACUAUUUUUUUUUUUUUUUUUUUAAAGAAAACCGGAAUUUAAAGAAAUGACAAGAAUCUAAAAUCGAAAUAGGGUCACAGCACAGCCCUCUAUGGUACCUUUUCUUUAAAGCAUGUAUUGUAUCUGGGCAUAAGCAAUAUUUAAUAGUUUCUUCUGCAAGUGGAUUCCUCCUUGUUGUCUCGCUGUGUUUAAUUUCCUCUGUUUUCCACCUGCUGUAGCAAACAUAUCCGACAUUUCUCUUUGACUCAUCAUGAUGUCAAUAAUGUUAUAUUAUUAUAGAAAUAAUACAAAGCAAUGUAAUUCUGCGUUGUCGAUAUAAUCGCUGGACUAUCAAUCACAAAUUAAUGAAUGCCGCCGAUGCCUUAAGACUCUGAGCGCGAGCGAUUACAUCACAUAGCAACCUUUGCCAACUGCAUUCAUGAUCCGGGUUAGAUUAGAAAAGAAUGAUGUUUGAAAAAUGCAUUUUAUUCGUUUGUGAAGAAAAAUUCAACAAUCCGAUAUGUGAUUAUAUGUGUUUAUCCAGAAGCCCCAGUAAAUACAAAGGGGGUAAGGAGAUUAUUCCACUCAAUCUGUUUGCCCAGAUGAUCUUUCAAUCUAGUGUUAGGAGACCACUGGCAUGGAUACCCUUGUCCCACUAGAGCCCAGUACUGUACUUCUGUAAAGCAGCAUUCAUUUAAUACAUAAUACCAACACCAAGAGAAUGAGCAGGGAUUGUGUUUACAUGUGGUAGAUAAUGGGUCCAAGGUGAUACUAAAAAGACAUUAUUCUGACAAUUCUAGGAAAAGCGUAGCAAAGUGCAUGCAGUCAUAGUGAAUCCCAAAUAAAUAUACUGUACCAUAGUAAAAUAAUGUACCAUGUUAUAAUUGUGUGCUCUGUGUAAAACACUACAUAACAACUGCAAAUGUACCAGAUUUAUAAGGGGUGAAGGGUCAUAUUGUUAAUAGGGAAUACAGUAGGUGGAUUUUGAAAUGAUAUUUUUCUUUCGUUUUCAAGAUGAUUAAAUCAUUUCAGGGUAUUGCUUGUUUUCUUUUUGUCUAGAUUUAGUGUUCUUAGGCUAUUGAUAUAUCAUAUGAUUUUAUCAUUGACUUUCUUCUGGUUUUGAUGUUCUUCUGGUUGAGAUCAUGAAGCGUGUCCCCAUGUGCUGUGUAUCAGUCUAGGCUUACCCAGCUCUAUAUGAGGCAGCAAAUAUACUCCCAAACCACCUGGGUACCUUUUUAUAAAAGUGCACUGCCAGAGUCAGAUCCUCCUUUUAUCUUUAAAGCAAAUGCAUUCUGUUCCAUUAUAAAACCACUCAAUAAACCACACUUUCUAUUAAAA